Giardia duodenalis is the source of this 903-nucleotide messenger RNA. RefSeq lists its product as uncharacterized. Lineage: Eukaryota; Fornicata; Diplomonadida; Hexamitidae. The coding region runs from base 1 to 903 and encodes 300 amino acids. The record is from RefSeq and is a predicted model, not a curated record. The transcript has a single exon.
AUGAUUUCCCAGAUAAACCACCGCAUACCGCCAGUUAUCACUAUCAAAGAUGACGAGCUUCUUAUCAACACGUGCUAUGCAAUCAAGGCCCUCUUCGAGGGACCCUUUCACCUUUUCACUACUCUCACACGAGAGUCCACCAUGCGCUCUGCAACGCUUCUCCGCCGCUUCUUCUACAUUGACGAUCACAACUCAGAAAGCAAGAAGCACAUGAGGGACCAGUUCCUCAGUGAUACGAAGGUCAGGGGACAGGUAGCUAUCAUCGUUGCUAUCCACACGCUGCGGACCCUCAACGUCACUAUCGACAGUCUAGAAGUCAUACACACGCGUAUAGCCACCUUCCAUCAGAUGUACAAAGCAAAUAGCAUAGCGCGUCUCAAGGACUCCUCACUGAUGGCGCGCUUCUUUGGCUUCAGAGAUGUUGGUCAUGUUUUAGAGUGCUAUGGCCUGACGCUCCAGAUCAAGAAGGAGGAUCGAGUUCAUGCCGAGUUUCAACAAAUGGAGCGGCAGUUCAUUGCAGCAACGAAGCUCGAUCUCUACCGCGACAUUGCCGUUGGGCUGUCUCUCUGCAUGCUCAAGACGUAUUGUAACUUUCUAGAAAAAGAGCAGUCCCCCCUUGUCUUUUCACAGGACGACCUCGAUAGGCAGAUAAAAACGGUUCACGACGUAGAGUUUGCAGCAUACUUCGCCACUCCCAUCCCUCUUUACCUGAUAACAGCUGCAGAGGUCUCCAUUUUCGUGAUUUACUCAUCGUGCAUUAUGAACUCCUUUACGAAGCACGCGGACGACUUUGUUGAAUACGCUUGCUCUUGUGGGAAAAUUCCAUACUCGACAACAGUGGAGAGGUAUAGGAAAUACUACAAACAGUACGAGACAGAGCUGAGGGCACAGCUCAAUCAGUAA